ACAUGCUAUAAUGUUCUGUACCAUCGCACUGCUCUCACCAGCAUCAUAUCAAGCAUAUUUCCUCCUGUAUUGUAAGAAAUAUCAGUAGUCCAACAGUGUAGUCAGUGUAUUGUUUUUAAUUACUAAGUCUUUGUCGCUCCGUCAUUUUAAUGAUGUCUUUUAUUAGACUUCUUAAUAAUGUUUAAAACCACAUCAACCAUGUAAAAUUUGGUAAUGUAAAGAAUGACGAAAUUAUUACUAUUGUGUUGGCAGAAUACAAUUAUGUUUUAAUCGAGUUAUUAUUGGUAGAAAACUCCUGCCAAAAUGUUUAAGUGUUAACAUUGACAUCGUCUUACAAUGAAGUAUUUUUUUUAAUGUUACGUUACUUGACUUUCUAGUGUUUAUUACAUAUUUCACUCUUCCGGUCAUCGAGCUAAACCACCUAACUGCUCCUUUGACCACUCGCAGUUGCUAGGCAACUUAAAACAAUCAGUAAACCGUGCUUACGGUGCUAUGCCCGCCCCACUCCACCUCUGAUUGGUUCGUACUCGUUGCUGUCGUUGUUUGGAUUGGUUAAAUUAAAAAUUGAGGGCCGCGAUUGGUUGGAGUUCAGGGGACCGACGAGAGAGUAACGUCUCCUCCUGAGAGAAAUAAACAAAAAACGCCGGCCAAGUUGAUGGAGAACAAGCAGAGUUCAGAGUCCGCAGUGCCAGACGUCCACAAGACGAUCAAGGCUGCGUUUGAAGCGUUUGACUAUGAGUCUAACAACAAAGUGGAUGUCAGAACUUUGUUUCUCAGGGAGAUCGGCACCAUCAUUUAUUCCCUGGGAUGCUUCCCCACUCAGGCAGACCUACAUGACCUAAUAGCCCAGGUUGAGGACCAAACUGGAUACAUCCAUUUGGAAAAGUUCCUCCCAGCCAUGACCAAAGUGCUGAUGGAGCACAAGUUCCCCUCUGUCCCAGAGGACCUGCUGCUUCAAGCCUUUGAGGUCCUGGACAAGGGAAAGAAAGGGUACUUGGAGCAUGCAGAGCUGGCAAAGUACAUGACACAUGAAGGUGAGCUCUUCACUCAGGAGGAGAUGGAUGAGAUGCUGACAGCACUCGCUGACCGCGAGAACAACCGUGUCUAUUACAAAGACUUGAUCAACCAGUGGACCAUUGACCCAGACAUGUAGACAAUGUCACAGUCUGUGUGUGUGUUUAUGUUCAUGCCUGCAUUAUUUCAAGUUUUAGUAAAUACAUAUUUGUGUUUCAAUCCCAAACUUGUUUUUCCAUAAAUGUCUUUUUUUUCACAUGAAAUGCAAUUUCUUCUCAAUCUGGCAGAUUUAGGAAAUGUAUUGGUGCAGGACUGGUUCAUCUUCAGGUCAAACAUGCAAGUUUUCAUCCUUCCAUCAAUUUACAUAUUGUAGCCAAGCUCAUUUUUCUUGAAGCCUAAGUGUUGGUGAAUGUCUGUGCACAGCAGGAGGUGAUGUUAUAAACCUUUUGCUGGAGUCAUGGACAGCUGAUCAAGGAUAGAGCUUUAAGAAAAAAUAACAACCCUAGACGUUGAAAAAACCUUAACCCAAUUUUGUAUGUCUUUUCA
Molecule: messenger RNA, 1560 nt
Organism: Pungitius pungitius (ninespine stickleback)
Lineage: Eukaryota; Metazoa; Chordata; Actinopteri; Perciformes; Gasterosteidae
Gene: drc8
Product: EF-hand calcium binding domain 2
Exons: 7
Coding region: 656-1153 (165 amino acids)
Molecular function (GO): calcium ion binding
Source: RefSeq, a predicted model, not a curated record